GCGGGUCCGAGCGGGGGGACGGCUCGCCCACGCACCGGGCGGCGGGUCAUCACCACACCGCCCACUCCCGCACCGCCGCCACGGGAGGCGAAUCCGUACCUGCACCUGGCGCUCCGCCCGGCGGCCCCGCGCUGUCCCGGCUGCCGGGCCGGCGGGGUGGGGAGUGCCGGCUGUGCUGAGUAACGGCGCGGCGGGGGCGGCCCUCAGCGCCCCGGUCCGCGCCCGCAGCUCCACGGCAGAGAACGCGCGGCCCUGGCAGCGCUGAGCCCGCCCCGCGCGGCCUCGGGAGCGACGCCGGCCUGGCCUCGCCCGCAGACUGCACCGGCGCGGCGGCUGCCGGGGCGGCCGGGGGCGGCCGGGGCGGGGCUUCGGCGGCCGCAGCGCCAAUGGGGCGCAGCCGCAGCGCUGCCCCGGCCGAGGAGGCUCCGCCUGAGCGCGGGGGGAGGGGGCGGUGGCGAGGCCGCGGAGCGCCGCGGGCGGGGCGUGUGCGAGCGCCGGGGCCGCGGGGCGGUUCCGGGGCAGGGGAUCGGCCGGGAAUGAGCUCGGAGCGGGGGAACGUGUCCCGCACGCGGCCCCAGCGCCACCAGAACGCCCACGCCUUUAGGAACGACAAGUACGACACGAGCACCCGGCUCAAGAAAAUAAAUGCUAAGCUUCAUGAUGGUGUAUGUCAGCAUUGCAAAGGUAUCUUGGAGUGGCGAGUAAAAUUCAGCAAGUACAAACUACUAUCAAAACCUAAAAAAUGGUCCUUACCCUCCUGUGGUAGCAGAACAGCCAGUGAGUGUUUCAGCAGUGAAACACUGAACCCAGAGAAACCACAGCUGGGCUGUGGUGUGUGAUGCAGCCAGUGUGAAGUGCCUCCAGAAGACUGUAAAAGAUCCUUAUCAUAUUAUUUGUCGGCCAUGUGCUAGUAAACUAGAAAUUUGUGC
This is a messenger RNA of Pipra filicauda (Wire-tailed manakin), 929 nucleotides long. RefSeq names its product chromosome unknown C9orf85 homolog (gene CUNH9orf85). The transcript has 4 exons. The record is from RefSeq and is a predicted model, not a curated record. Lineage: Eukaryota; Metazoa; Chordata; Aves; Passeriformes; Pipridae. Bases 387 to 839 code for a protein of 150 amino acids.